Molecule: messenger RNA, 1068 nt
Organism: Aplysia californica (California sea hare)
Lineage: Eukaryota; Metazoa; Mollusca; Gastropoda; Aplysiida; Aplysiidae
Product: sulfotransferase family cytosolic 1B member 1
Exons: 2
Coding region: 182-1060 (292 amino acids)
Biological process (GO): sulfation
Cellular component (GO): cytoplasm
Molecular function (GO): sulfotransferase activity
Source: RefSeq, a predicted model, not a curated record
UCGCUAAAUAUAACCAGAGAGAUAAAACGUAUAACUGUGGAUUCUUGGAUAACAGAAUAUUGUAUGCGAGACCGGUAUCAGGCAGACGGACGUUCAAAAAGCAAACGUUAGUAAACGAUCAAGUGCAGCAUCGUCAAGACAGGUUUUUCUGCGUCAUUUUUUCCAAUACUUCUGAGUGACGAUGGAAGCUGAGACCAUAGCAGACCGCAAUGGAGAUGCCAUGACCCUCGCGCGAAAUAACAAAGGCCGGUUGGUAGCCGCCGACUGGAACCCAGAUAUGGUCAACGGCUUACCUUCUCUGUCUAUGAGGGAAGGAGAUGUGGUCGUUUGUUCGUAUGCAAAGUCUGGGUGUCAUUGGACUUGGGAGACUGCUAGACUGUUGAUGAGCCACCAUGAAGCAGUAGUUCAGCAAACUGAAAAAGAACAGUGCAUGAUUGAGAUGAGCACAUCAGAAAAGCUAGAGGCACUCAAGUCUCCUCGACUCCUGAAUAACCACGGCUUUUUUGAUGAGCAGCCCCUCUCCGAGAUGAUUGCGAAAGGGGUCAAGGUCAUAUUCGUCUACCGCAACCUGAAGUCAGUGGCGACCUCUUUCUAUCACCACCACACACGAUUCCAAGAGUACAACUACAGCGCCACGUUUGACAACUACUUGAGCCGAUUUUUGGAUGGGUUAGUGGACAAUGACAGCGCCUUUAGCUAUCUCAGGGGAUGGGAGAAAGGGAUAGCGGAGACGCCAGACUUGAAAGUUCACGUACUGAGCUAUGAGGAGAUGAAAAAGCACCCGAUGGAAGAACUCAGACGUUUGAGCAAGUUUCUGGGUGGAAGCGAGGAUGAGGAGUUCCUGAAGAAAGUCUUUGAAGAGACCGAUUUUGAUACAAUGCAGAAAAAGAAAGCCAAAACUACCCUUUACUUCGACUCCAAUGGGUUACCUGUGAUGUAUAGGAAAGGCACAAUCGGCGACUGGAAGAACCACUUCACUGUAGCCCAGAGCGAACUGAUGGACAGCGCGAUUCAAAAAGAACUUGGAGAUUCAAAAAUGUUCAAAUUUCAAUAUGAAUGAUUAUUGUC